Messenger RNA from Brenthis ino (lesser marbled fritillary), 420 nucleotides. The record is from the annotation of a GenBank genome assembly. Lineage: Eukaryota; Metazoa; Arthropoda; Insecta; Lepidoptera; Nymphalidae.
AUGCCUCAUCGCUGCGCUUUUGGAUGUAAAAACACCAACAGUGGUGUGGUGAUGCAUAUGUUUCCAAAUCCAAAAAGAUUUCCUGAGCACUUCCAUGCAUGGGUAAAUCUUCUCGGAGGAAAGUUUGAAAGAUUAUCAGAUCAUGAAAUCUACUUAAGAAAGAGGAUUUGUGAUAUACAUUUCACUGAUGCACAUAGAAAUCGGUAUAAGCGCCUUAAUGCAUUAGCAAUGCCAACAUUGUAUCUACCAGGUAACAUUGGCAAAAUCACCAAAGCAGCUAAUAGUGGUAUUAGUGGUUCUGAACCUGCCAUUCCAGCUGUGAUACCUCCACUUCAUGAUACAAAUACAGGUGAACCAAACCACAUACCAUCGACAGCAGCUGUAUUAUCAGAACACAAUUACAGUGCUAUAAGCAGAAGU